AUGUUCCCCCUCUCCCUGGGGUCAGUCUCCUUCCCCAAUCUCCUACCUACGCCCCCAAUGGGCUUCAACAAUUGGGCCCGCUUCAUGUGCGACCUCAACGAGACGCUCUUCGUCGAAACCGCGUCCGCAAUGAUCUCAACCGGCCUCCAGGAAGCAGGCUACAACCGCCUCAACCUAGACGACUGCUGGAUGGCCUACGAGCGCGCCCCAGACUCCUCCCUCCAAUGGAACACGACCAAAUUUCCCCACGGCAUCCCCUGGCUCGCCCACCACCUCAAAGCCCAAGGCUUCCACCUAGGCAUCUACCAGGAUGCAGGAAACCUUACCUGCGGCGGGUAUCCCGGCUCAUUCGGACACGAGGCCAUCGACGCCCAAACCUUCGCAGCCUGGGGAAUUGACUAUCUAAAGCUAGACGGGUGCAACGUCUUCCCGGAGCACUCCCGCACCUUAGAAGAAGAGUACAAAGCCCGCUACGCACACUGGCAUGCGGUCUUGCAGCAGAUGCACCCCCCGCUCAUCUUCUCCGAAAGCGCUCCGGCCUACUUUGCCGAAACCCCCAAUUUGACCUCCUGGUACGAGGUCAUGGAUUGGGUCCCUGCCUUUGGGGAAUUGGCGCGUCACUCAACUGAUAUCCUCGUUUAUGUCGGACAGGGCAGCGCCUGGGACAGUAUCAUGGUGAACUAUCACUAUAACACGCUGCUGGCGCGAUACCAGCGGCCCGGGUACUUUAAUGAUCCGGACUUUUUGAUAUCGGAUCAUCCUGGGUUGACGCUUGAGGAGAAACGCUCGCACUUUGCACUGUGGGCGUCGUUUUCAGCGCCAUUGAUUAUUAGUGCGUAUAUUCCGGGGCUCUCGGAAGAAGAGUUGGCGAUCCUGAGGAACGAGGAGUUGAUCAGGGUUGAUCAGGAUGCGUUGGGGUUGCAGGCGACGUUGGCGAGUCGGGGGGCGGAGGUUGAUGUGUUGACGAGGAGUUUGGAGGGUGGGGAUCGGUUGCUUGCGGUGUUGAAUCGGGGGAAUGGGGUGGCGAUGGUUAAGGUGCCAGUUGAGUGGAUAGGGCUAGAAAGGGGGUGUACGUAUACGGCUAAAAAUCUGUGGGAUGGGGAGGUGCAGGUGGUGGAGGAGGAGAUGAUGGUCAGGCUGGACUCGCAUGCUACGCAGGUGUACAGGAUCACUUUGCCGGAGGAGUGCUCUGCGGUCAUUCCGACGGGGAUUGUGUUCAAUACAGCGUCGGGGAACUGUCUCACGGAUGGAGAUGGUGGGAGGGUUGGGUUCGAGGCUUGCAAAGGAUCGGACACGCAGAUUUGGCAGGUGACUGAGCUGGGAAAUCUACGUCCGCUAUCAAGAACGUCGCAUUGUUUGACUGCAAGCAGUCAAAUAUCUGUUGAGUUGUGCACUGGACACCAAGACCAGAAGUGGACUUAUGCGAUAACCGGAAAUCUCAAGACUGAAGGCGCUAAGAUGUGCUUGACGGAGGGGGGAGGAAUAUCUCAAUGUGGGUUGGAAAAAGACAGCCAGGUAUUCGGUCUGCCCAGUGGUGUAGACGUCAAGUCCAGUUAG
Aspergillus pseudoviridinutans is the source of this 1557-nucleotide messenger RNA. It is a transcript of the gene aglA, whose product is annotated as putative alpha-galactosidase. Gene Ontology annotation, biological process: carbohydrate metabolic process. The record is from RefSeq and is a predicted model, not a curated record. The coding region runs from base 1 to 1557 and encodes 518 amino acids. NCBI's taxonomy places the organism in Eukaryota, Fungi, Ascomycota, Eurotiomycetes, Eurotiales, Aspergillaceae. The transcript has a single exon. Gene Ontology annotation, molecular function: hydrolase activity, hydrolyzing O-glycosyl compounds.